CUCUGACAGGAAGGAUGGGAUAUUUAUUUUCUUCCUAUUCUGACAUUUCCUAAUUUGCUUGAAAAAUCAUGUCUAUGAGCCAAAUCUACCCUUCAAUCAUUUCUAUGUGCUUUUCCUCAAAUCAUUUGAGGGUUUGCCAGUGGAUAAUAGAUAUGUGCCAGGAAAACUCUGUUGUUUCUUAGAGGUGGAUAUGGAUUGAAAACGGAGAUCCAGUUUUCGAAAGCAAAAGUGAAACAGACUGCAACCAGAAUGAAAAGGGAAGGAAGGUUGGGUUUUUGGGCAAAGACUGAAUACUUGAUCCAGAGGUGCAAAUAAAGUGGACAUCACUGGAUGCAGGGUUUUUUGUUGCUGCUAUUAACCUCUUUGGGGCAGAAUCCAAGUAAAGAAAUCUCUGAAUCAGAGUCUUUUAAAAAUGGAGAAGAAAGAAAUGUUCAGACAGGAAUUAGUGGAUGUUCAUGGAGUCCCUCUCUUCUGGACCAUCGCAGAAGCAUGGUCCCAGGUAGAAGGAUUUGAGGCCAGACCAGAUGACCUUCUCAUCACUACCUAUCCCAAAUCUGGUACCACUUGGGUCAGUGAAAUCUUGGAUCUGAUCUAUAACAAUGGAGAUGUAGAGAAAUGCAAACGAGAUGCUAUAUUCAAUCGGAUCCCUCUCAUGGAACUGAUAGUGCGUGAAUCUAUAAAUGGUAUAAAGAAGUUGGGAGAAAUGAAGUCUCCACGCCUAGUGAAAACCCAUCUGUCAGUGGAACUCCUUCCUUCCUCUCUAUGGAAGAAUAACUGUAAGAUGAUCUAUGUAGCACGGAAUGCUAAGGAUGUUGCUGUCUCUUACUAUUAUUUUUAUAAGACAGCAAAGAUGCACCCAGACCCUGGUACUUGGGAGGAGUUUCUGGAGAAAUUCAUGACAGGAAAGGUGAGUUUUGGUUCCUGGUAUGACCAUGUGAAGGGCUGGUGGGAGAAAAAGAAGGACUACCGUAUCCUCUACCUUUUCUAUGAAGAUAUGAAGGAGGACCCAAAACGUGAGUUAUUGAAAAUACUGAAAUUCUUGGAAAAGGAUUUGCCAGAAGAGAUUGUGAAUAAAAUCCUCUAUCACACCUCCUUCGAGAUAAUGAAAGACAACCCAACAACCAAUUAUACCAUGGUGCCAGAAGAUGAAAUGGACCACAAAAUAUCUCCUUUUAUGAGAAAGGGGAUUUCAGGUGACUGGAAGAAUCAUUUCACCGUAGCCCAGUAUGAGAGAUUCGAAAAACAUUAUAACCAACAAAUGGAAGGUACUACACUGAAGUUUCGAUCUGAGAUCUAAGGAAUGUCUCUCUUCCCUCCAAACUUCUGAAAUGUUUUGCAAGAAGAAAAAUACCUAGCAAUAAUAUGUAUAGGCUUUGAGCUUCUGCAGUUGCAUGACUCAGCACUUUAUAUAGAUAUUGCUAAGAAAAGUCCUAAGCAUUUAAAUCGGAAGAUGUAAAGAACGAUUGUCCAAGAUUUCCUAAUAAACUCUCUGCUCCAAUGUUUAUAUUAUCUUAAAGAAUUAAAUCAUGAAACAAUGAUUUUAAAAGCACUCAAUUACACAUUUUCCUAUUGUACAAUGUUGUAACUAGAGUUGAACAAUGGGUCCUUGUCCAAAAGCAAAAAAAUUUAUAAGGUUGAAAUUUUGUUAGAUUGAUGAUUUUAAAAGGUUAUAAAGUUUUUAAAGUUAAUUUGUGUUGUGUUUGAUAGCUUGUGGAAUUUAGUAGAAUUAAAAUGCACUUCUUUAACAAAGACUUAGUUUAAAGUGGAAAUUACCAGAAGGUAGAAUAUAUGCCAGAAGUGAAUUCCUCACUAGGUGGGGCCCACCAAGUUCCCAAUCAAAGUGGCCACCUAAACACAUCCUAUAUAAUUUUCUCUUAACAAAGUUCAGCAUCUUUGUAUCUCUCCUACUUGACUGACUUUGUCUUAAUUAUUUCCUAUACUAUUUUUACAUCAUAUGUUUUAAAGUUAAUUUGAGACUUCCGGCCAAGAUGGUGACGAGGAGGCACACAGCUGUGUAAGC
This is a messenger RNA of Sarcophilus harrisii (Tasmanian devil), 2020 nucleotides long. Its product is annotated as sulfotransferase 1 family member D1-like. The record is from RefSeq and is a predicted model, not a curated record. Gene Ontology annotation, cellular component: cytoplasm. The coding region runs from base 413 to 1297 and encodes 294 amino acids. The transcript is spliced from 9 exons. Gene Ontology annotation, molecular function: sulfotransferase activity. Lineage: Eukaryota; Metazoa; Chordata; Mammalia; Dasyuromorphia; Dasyuridae. Gene Ontology annotation, biological process: sulfation.